UCCUAACCAGCCAUUAAAGGAAAAAGUGCAGGAUUUGAUUUUUUAUUUCCCUCCCAUUAAUCGUUGCAAAUUCCCAGCACGGCUUGCGACCCACCCACCCCGGACAGCCCGGGAAAAAAAAGGGGGGGGUUGAGACGCAGCGCUACUUGCAGCCCCGGCCGUGGACUCAUAAAUCAGCCCAGGACUCCAAUGGAGCCUCCAGGUCCAGCAGCAGUCUACCUGGAGCAGCCCUCCCCCUACCUAUUCCCGGGGGCCGCCAAGCCAAGGCUGGAAGCCGCCCGCUCUCCCGCCUUAAAAGGAGGCCGGAGGAGCCGGGCUGGCUGCUGCGAGGGCGCCCCCGCCUCCAUGGGCGCUCGCUUGGCUCAUUCCCCGAUCGCCGCAUCGGCGCUCGACUUGUCGCGCCUGGCCGCCCGGCUCAGCGCUUCCGCCCCCGCAGGCGCCGCAGUGGCGAGCCGAGCGCAUGGAUCGAGCGCAGGAGGAGGAGGAGGCGGCGGCGGCAUGAUGGCGGCGGCGGGAGCGGCGGGCUCGUCGGCCUCCGGGUCUUCGUCGGGCCUGGCCGGCGGGCGAGCGCCACGGCGGACGGCGGGGAACCGGCUCUCGGGGCUGCUGGAGGCCGAGGAGGAGGACGAGUUCUACCAGACCACCUACGGGGGCUUCACCGAGGAAUCGGGCGACGACGAGUACAAGGGGGACCAGUCGGACAGCGAGGACGAAGUGGACUCCGACUUCGACAUCGACGAAGGGGACGAGCCCAGCAGCGACCAGGACGACUCGGUGCCCAAGAGGAAGAGGAGGGUGGUCACCAAGGCCUACAAGGAACCCCUCAAAAGCCUGAGGCUGAAGAAGCCUGAUGUUCCGGCCAGCAGCUCGCAGAAGACCCGAGAGGAAAGAUCAGCACCUGCAGAACUGGAAGACACGGUGGACAGCCGGAAAUACAUGCGCCAGUCGACUACCGAACACACCCGCCAGACGUUUCUACGCCUCCAGGAGCGCCAGGUGCAGUCCAGGCGCAAGAAGGGGGGCGGCCCCAGCUACGACAGACCCCUGACCCAGGAAGAACUCCUGAGGGAGGCCAAGAUCACCGAGGAGCUCAACCUGCGCUCUCUGGAGACCUAUGAACGCUUGGAAGCGGAUAAGAAGAGGCAGGUACAGAAGAAGCGGAAGUGCACAGGGCCCACCAUCCGCUACUAUUCAGGGACGAUGCCCCUCAUCUCCGACCUGGGCUACAAGGAGGAGAACGUGGACGUGGAGGGGUUAGAGCAGGAGGGUCUUCUGGAGACCCCCUCGGCCGCCGCACCCGCCGCAAAAUGUUCCCGCACCUUCAUCACCUUCAGCGACGACGAGACCUUCGAGCGCGUCUUCCCCAGAGCCCCGCCCCCCAAGCUGCCCGUCAAGGAGGUCUGCCCCGUCACCCACAAGACCGCCAUCUACCGCGACCCCGUCACCGACAUCCCCUACUCCAACAUCCGCUCCUUCAAGAUCAUCCGGGAGGCUUACAAGAAGUACAUCACCGCCCACGGACUGCCCAGCGCUGGCGCCUCGGCUGCCCUGGCGGCUGGCUCCCCCAUGCCCGACCCCGGCGUCCGGCCCACCAGGCAGAAAAUCAUCAUCAAGCAGAGCGUGCCGGCCACCUGAAGGCCAGGUGGCCUCCCCGUUUCCACCAUAGGUCAUUUGGCACCAAAAUCGUGGCAGACCAGCAUUGACAGCUUUCUUGACUUUUGGGGUGGGGGUGGAUUUAGUCAGUUUCUGACCAGUUCAAGAGGGGACUGCAGCUGAACCCCAACCCCCAACCACACCCCAUCUGCAAUCUCAGUCUAUGGUGGAAGCUUAAUAUUUCCUUUUAUUCCCAGUUUAUUCCUUUCCGAUUCGCUACGUUAUCCUGAUGGUGGAACGGCGCCUGAGCACAGGCAGAGUUUCCGAUCUGUCGCUAACAAACCGGACAUGAGCCACAAUAGCUUAGUGCCAGCUCCUUCACGAUUGUGCAUAAUUCUGAUUCUUUCCUAAAACAUCUCAUGAUUUUUAUUUCUGUUAGUUUCUUGUUUCUGGUUAGAUUUUUGUUUCCGUUGUGACUCUCAAGUUAUUUAUUUUCUGUCCUUUUUUUGUGUCCCAUAUGGGACUGUUGUAGAGAGUGGCUCCUUCACUCUGCUGGGAAAUUCUGCCGCCCUCAAAUCUUCCAGGCUGGAUCAGGGCAGGAAAAGCGGUAAUCCCAGCCAUGGCUCGAUAUU
This is a messenger RNA of Ahaetulla prasina, 2225 nucleotides long. It is a transcript of the gene VPS72, whose product is annotated as vacuolar protein sorting 72 homolog. Gene Ontology annotation, molecular function: ATP-dependent H2AZ histone chaperone activity. Gene Ontology annotation, cellular component: nucleus. The transcript is spliced from 6 exons. Gene Ontology annotation, biological process: regulation of DNA-templated transcription; chromatin remodeling. The record is from RefSeq and is a predicted model, not a curated record. NCBI's taxonomy places the organism in Eukaryota, Metazoa, Chordata, Lepidosauria, Squamata, Colubridae. The coding region runs from base 190 to 1635 and encodes 481 amino acids.